UGAAUGCUCAAGUAAAGCCAAAACAUGGGACAACUAGGCAGAGGAAAAACAGAAUUCCGACCCUUUUCAUCGAUUUUCCUGUCGCUUCAUGACAGCAUGCAAUUCAACAUCAAAAUGGUGCCGAACCUUGGAAGAUACCCAUCGAAAUGGGCUAUAAAUCCACCAGCAGACCAAAGUUGUACCUCAUCAAACACAUUUCAAAAUCACCUGUCCAAGAUAUAAUAACAGCAAUGGCUUCAGUAGCUGGAAACAAGCUGAUGUUGAUGGUGGUGUUGCUGAUGGGGAUCUAUGCCUAUGGAGCAUUCUCCGCAAGACCCUCGGUGCAUCCUGUUAGCAGCAUCAAUGAAAGGUUUGAAGCAUGGAUCGCGCAGUAUGGACGAGUUUACGAAGAUGCAGGAGAGAAGGCCAGGCGCUUCAGCAUCUUCAAAAAGAAUGCUGCCUUCAUCAAUCACUUCAACAAGUUUGGAAACCAGACUUAUAAGCUAGCCGUCAAUCAGUAUGCUGAUUUGACCAACAAGGAGUUCAGGGCUGCUAAAACUGGAUAUAAGAAACCUGCCAAUCUCAUCAACUCUGGCACAUCAUCAUUCAGAUACGAAAAUGUGACUUCAGCGCCAGACACCAUGGAUUGGCGAACCAAAGGAGCUGUGAAUCCCAUCAAGGAUCAAGGCCAAUGUGGAAGCUGUUGGGCAUUCUCUGCUGUGGCAGCGGUGGAAGGAAUCACAAAGAUCUCAACUGGGAAGCUGAUCUCUCUUUCGGAGCAAGAAUUGGUUGAUUGUGACAGAACCACCAAUGACCAAGGCUGCAAUGGAGGCCUCAUGGAUGAUGCUUUUAAAUUUGUCAAAACAAAGGGACUGACAACCGAAUCCAAGUACCCUUACUCAGCAGCAGAUGGAACUUGCAGCACAGUCAAGACAAACUCUCCUGCUGCCAAGAUCAGUGGAUAUGAAGAUGUUCCCGUGAAUAACGAGCAGGCAUUGCUAAAGGCCGCAGCAAACCAACCUAUCGCGGUGACCAUUGAUGCUAGUGGCUCUGCCUUCCAGUUCUACUCCAGCGGAGUGUUCACCGGAGACUGUGGAACAGAUUUGGAUCAUGGUGUGGCUGUGGUAGGGUAUGGUACGAGUGACGAUGGUAAGAAGUACUGGCUGGUGAGGAAUUCAUGGGGGACCAGCUGGGGAGAUCAAGGAUACAUCAAGAUGCAGCGUGACAUUGGUGCAAAAGAAGGCCUCUGCGGCAUUGCUAUGUCAGCUUCCUAUCCUACCGCAUAAAAAUAGUAGCCACAAGCUAGCUGAGAAAUCUCCAUCUCUGUUAAGAAAUAUAUGUGCUAUAUAUGUGGAUUGUUACUUGUGAUCCUAUUUAACUGUCUAAGCAUUUGUGCUAGUGGUA
This is a messenger RNA of Linum tenue, 1383 nucleotides long. Lineage: Eukaryota; Viridiplantae; Streptophyta; Magnoliopsida; Malpighiales; Linaceae. The record is from the annotation of a GenBank genome assembly.